Molecule: messenger RNA, 2166 nt
Organism: Paramecium octaurelia
Lineage: Eukaryota; Ciliophora; Oligohymenophorea; Peniculida; Parameciidae
Source: the annotation of a GenBank genome assembly
AUGAUCAAAAAUAUUCUGCUUACUAGCUUUUAUGGGAUUAUUGUUGUUUUAAGUUUGAUUUUAAUCUACGUUCAAAGAAAAAUCAAAAGAUUAAGGCAUAACCCUGGCCAAAUUAUCUUUGGAAUUCUUGUUUCUCAAUCUGUACAUUUAAUAAUACUAAUUAGAUUAUGAGUCUUUUUAUUGUGUUCAGCCAAUUUUAUAAUGUCGAAGAUUCUUAAGAUCAAUAGGAAUAUAUGUUAUCAAUCAAUGAAAGCAUUUGUAAAUUAAUUGCAGCCCCGUCUUUGAUGGUCUCACUUAUUUACAAUUUAUUGAAUAUUUUGCUGAUAGCCAACCUAUAUUGUUAAAUAUAUGCUAAGAAUUACAAUGAAAUCAAUAUACAAAAAGAAAUCAAGAUAGGGAUACUAGCAGUGGUAUUGAUAUCUUUGUUACUUGUGCUUGUAUUUGAUGAAUUAGGUUUUAGGUAUAAAUUAUACAUUGACUAGUAUUUUAGGAGAUUGCAACUUAGAAUCACACAAUGUUUUUGCAACAUUUUUGGUCUAUCUAAGGAGCGUUCUCAUUAUAAUUUUAUCUACAAUGUUAAUAAAAUUGUUAAAGUACCCACCAGAGAUAUUGUAAACAGAAAUUUAUAAAACCGUUAUUGAUAAGUUCAUAAAGAAGUACCUACAAACCUACAUCAAAGUAAAUGUGGCUUAUGGGCUGCUAUACGUAUUUGCCAGAUUGCUGAUUGUAUAAUUAAUCACCAUAAUCGAUUAGCCAGUUGUAAUCAAUUACAUUGAGAGCGAUCAAAAAUUGAUGUCUGUUUGCUAAUUCAUUCAGGUUAUUGCUACUUUAAUAAUGACUAUAAUCCGAUUACAUGAACCUAUCAUCCAUAGGCACUUUAGACAUCUAUUUCGACCAAAAAAGUUGGUGUUGCAUCAGAGACUGCUUGAGAAGAAUGAUGACGAGAGGGAAGACACACUCCAAAGGUCUUAUGACAACAUACAGAUUGAGACUAUUGGACAAGACAUAAAUAGCAUAGGAAUAAAGGUGUAUAGAUAAAAAAAGAUCAAUUCAAUGUUAUUGUCUUUGGAAUAGUUUUAGCCUCCUUAAUUACUACCUCAGGAAUCAACUUAUGAAGAUCCAUAAUAGAAUUUAGUUAGCAUUUAACAUCAGGGUCAUAAUCAAUUGAGUUUAUUUUUAUAGGCAAGUUUUGAAAUGUUUGAAGAGUAUCAGUAUUGCUAAAAUGAUGAGAUGACCAGUUACUCAUUUAACAAAAUGUAAUAGAAAUCUAUUAAAAUAAACCAUCAUGACCUAUUGAUUACAACUUAUGGAUAAGAUAUUCUGAGUUACAAAUUGAGAGAAUACUUUGGAAUAACCUUGAAAUAAAUAAAGAAAUCAUUAGACAAAGAAUAGAAUAUUGAAUGUCUGAAAUAAGAAGAAGUUAAUUAUGCUGGAACUCUGUUUUUGACGCAUGAUAAUUUGAUUUCCAUGGAAUUUAUAACAAAUGAGUAGAAAAGACAAUUAACUAAGGGCGGAGGAAUGCAAUAAUUGUGGUUAAGAUAUGAGUAGGAAUUUAUAUGUGAGUUGGGAAUCUUCUUACCAGUAAUAAUCGGUUUGCAUUCAUAUUAUCUGGAUGAUGAUUAUUAUACUUUGGUAUUUAAAUUGAAUAGACUUAAAUUGAAAUACCCCUUAAUUGAGGAGCAAUGGUCACAAUAGUGUGUAUUAAAUAGGUUAAUAUCUUAAAAUAUCAUUGGCUGGAUAACUAUUGACAAUGGAAUUUACAAUAAAAGAUUUCUAGCAAGAGAAGUUUCAGAUUUGAAUUAUAAGAUUGUACUUAAAAGGAGUGACUAUUUAAUUGAUGAAAAUGAUAAGUACUCUCUGAUAGAUAUGAUAAAACGAGAUUACGUCACUUUACAAUAAAUGAAAUGCUCUAUGACAAUUCAUUUUAUAUUUACAAAGCACACAUCAUCAAGAUUGAAGACUCUAGUAAGAAAGGAGAAAUUGAUUGAUCAAGAUUAAUCAAUUGAAACAUAAACUAAACGACAAUCCAAUUCAUAUAUUGGGCAAAUGGCAUCUUUUGAAUUGAAGACCAAAUUAGGAUACGUUGAAGUAUUUUGGGAUGAUUGUUGGAAAUAUUGUGAUUCAAACAUUGAUAAAGUUUUGGAAAUCAUCAAUAAUAAAUUCUGA